Molecule: messenger RNA, 1330 nt
Organism: Aplysia californica (California sea hare)
Lineage: Eukaryota; Metazoa; Mollusca; Gastropoda; Aplysiida; Aplysiidae
Product: serine/threonine-protein kinase fray2
Exons: 4
Coding region: 193-1200 (335 amino acids)
Source: RefSeq, a predicted model, not a curated record
CUUGUUUACUAUAUUAUAUAACUCUUCGUUCUUUAGGUCAGUUCAUAACGCGAUAUCUAACUGAACUGCGCUGGUGGAGAGAAAUAACAGAAGAUAAGUUGGGGCCUGAGAUCUUCAGCACAAACUAUCUUCCCCCGGGACUCAUCUGAUUGGAGGCAGUUGUUUUUUGUGGGAAUCGUACAGACGCUCCAGAUGAUGAAGUGCUUCGACUUGUUGAGUGUUUUGCUGGUGGCAACGCUGUUUGCCUCGGUGGCCCCCGCCGUUCUGUCACGUGACAAUGUUCUGACAGCUCUGGGUUUGUCUAAGGAGAAGGGAGACAUCUCCUGGGAGACCCGCCUUGACCAGGGCGUGGUUCAGUCGACUGACGAUGGGGACGAUGACGAAGACUCUAACGAUGACGACUUGGCGAUUCUUGACGCCUUGAGGCAGAUUGUGUCCGAGAAGGAAGAAGAUGAACUCCUGGAACAGUUGGAAAACCAGCUUGCAAAUCUAGAUGGAGAGACGGACAGCGGCGAAGACGUUUUGCCCAAGCACCGAACCGCCCGCUCUACAAGGUCAAGGACUAGCGCAAGAACAAGUAGCUCCAAAACAAGACAACGGUCAAGAGCAAGAUCAAGAACAAGAUCAAGAGAUAGGAGGAGAGAUAGAUCUAGAAGCACAGAUAGCGCCAGCGAUAGAACCAGGGAUACAGGCAGAGAAAGAACCAGGGAUAGAACCAGAGGCCGGGUGAGGGGAAGAGCCAGAAGCAGGUCACCAUUGAGAGAAAGGCUUCAUUCCCGUUCCGAGUUACGGGAUCGGAUCAGGGGAAGGCCAGGGGUAGUAUCUCGUCAGGGGAUGAGGAUCAGAGACACACAAGGUGUGACCAACGUCCUGGACACUGCUACGAAUGGAGUCCUCAGCGAAAACAUAAAUGGCCGCCUGACUCAACAGUACCAUAAGAACGGAAAUUUCCUUACCGCCGUGCAGGACUUCAACUCCUUGAAUCCCUCUAACAUUGCAGACAAUACGAACCUGGUAAGCGGAAUUUUCCACCGAAUAGGCACCCUGCCCGACGGAAGAACGGUCAUUGUGCGAAAUGGCAGUUCUGGCCAAGAUCUCCCCACUCUAGAGAUCCGAGACUACACGGACAGUUCAAGACGAAACGAGUAUUACGUAAAAGUUAGGUACCACUCUCGUGGUUCAAAUACAGGAGGAGCCUAGUUGGCAGCCAAGAGUUGAUCGGCUGGAACACUUUUAGUUUCAAUAAGAGUGUUACGCCACUUGGAACGAAAAUAGGUCAUAAAAAUGCCAAUGAUUAGAGGUGUUGCUAAAAAGUAAUAAGAAAAGAAAA